GCGGGAGCGGCUCGGUGAGGGCGGGAGCAGGGACGGGAGAGCCGGGGUCCGCCGGGCACCGCUCAAGGUCGUGCAGGAACAGGCCUGGAGACCCUCCUCUUGGACGGGGCAGAAGCGGGAAGCCUGGAGGGUGGCACCGGUCCCGCUGAUCCCGGGUGAGAACCUGCUGCUUGUCCCUUGGUCCUGCAUCCCGCCAGGCCCGCGUCAGAGCAAGCACGGCCCUGUGGAAAGGCUGUAGGACACAGGCUUCACGUCACACAGGGAGCCUGGAGACUUCAAGAUGACAGGAAGAGAGUUUCUUCAACUAGAUCCUCCACACCGAAGCCUAUAUUUGGAAAGAUUUAAGCGGAUGGAAGUCAUAAAAAAGCUGUUUAAUGAGCUUCCUAAAGCAGAUCAGAACCUUUGUAAUCACGGAUCAUACUUCCUUGCAGCAAAUUCAAGCUUAUGUGGUUUAGCAGCAAAUAACUUCUUCAGGAACAUCUUACACGUCAGGAAGGCUGCCUUUGUGUCUGCUUUGCCAAUGGCUGUUGUUCCAUUUCUUUCAACUGCAGCAGCUUAUGAAGUUUUUGUGCGUGAGUCCUUGUUUUCAGGUGAGCUGAACUGUGAGGUGUGUGCUGUGGUCAGAGGAGGACUGAUAGGAGCUGUUGUGGGUGGGCUCUAUCCUAUUUUCCUGGCUCUCCCCAUGAACGCAAGCCUCGCAGCCAGGUAUUCUUCAUCUCCCCUGCCAGGGAAGGAGAAUCUGUUACGCUACUGGCUCACAACUGCUCAGCCUGUCUUUAGAAAGAUGAGUUGGGCUGUACUUGUACAGCUUCUAACUGGAUUGUAUCUUGCCACUAAACAGCAUGGAAUAUAUAUUAAAAUACUGCAGCAGAUGAACACUGACAGGGAUCUCGAAGAGUUACAAGCAUGAAGUUAAGCAACUUUUCAAUUGCCUUGGAUAAGUAACCAUAAUAAACAAAGAAAGAAGUG
Apus apus (common swift) is the source of this 969-nucleotide messenger RNA. RefSeq names its product transmembrane protein 126A (gene TMEM126A). Gene Ontology annotation, cellular component: mitochondrion. The record is from RefSeq and is a predicted model, not a curated record. Gene Ontology annotation, biological process: mitochondrial respiratory chain complex I assembly. Lineage: Eukaryota; Metazoa; Chordata; Aves; Apodiformes; Apodidae. The transcript has 6 exons. The coding region runs from base 281 to 910 and encodes 209 amino acids.